This is a messenger RNA of Ananas comosus (pineapple), 3786 nucleotides long. RefSeq names its product probable ATP-dependent DNA helicase CHR12. Lineage: Eukaryota; Viridiplantae; Streptophyta; Magnoliopsida; Poales; Bromeliaceae. The transcript is spliced from 12 exons. Gene Ontology annotation, cellular component: nucleus. Gene Ontology annotation, biological process: positive regulation of transcription by RNA polymerase II. Gene Ontology annotation, molecular function: ATP binding; DNA binding; ATP-dependent chromatin remodeler activity. The record is from RefSeq and is a predicted model, not a curated record. Bases 191 to 3481 code for a protein of 1096 amino acids.
UUCGAUACUUCGUUCGCAAGCGCGAGAGAGAGAGAGAGAGAGAGAGAGAGAGAAGAGAGAAGGGGAAAGGAAAAAAAAAAAAAAGAAUUAAAUAAAAAUUAGCAGGAAAAAAAAAUUCGAAUUAGGAGGAAAAUAAAAAUCGACCGUUGCCUCCUUUUUAUUUGAAUCAGGAGGGAAUCGAGCGCCAUCCAUGGCUACUUCGCUCGAGAACCCUCCUCCUCCUCCUCCUCCUCCGACGCCUCUUCCUCCUCCUCCUCCGACUCUACCCGAUCGCGUAGUGGAUCAGGCGAAGACGCUCAUCAGCGCCCUCAAUCUCAUCUCCCGCAACCUCCCCCUUCCCCCCGACGUACUACGCGCCGUCUCCUCCAUCUACCAUGGCGGCGACGACGACGCCGCCGCGGAAGAGGAAGGGGGAGGCGCCGCCCCUCUCGAAGAGGAUCCGAUCUAUGGGGUUUCAACUAGUGGUACUUUGAUAAAAGAGCUUGAAGAUGCAAUAUGUAGGCAACAAGAAAGUCGUAUGUCCUGUUCGGCAUUGAGAACAUCAAAGGAAAGUCGUUUUAAUAGCUCCAUCCAACAUCGCCUUUCCGAGCUUGAAGCUUUACCAUCAAAUAGGGGCGAAGACUUGCAAAUGAAGUGCUUGCUCGAAUUAUAUGGUUUGAAGUUAUUAGAACUGCAGAGGAAGGUGCGAUCUGAUGUGAGUGCGGAGUAUUGGUUACACAAUAUAUGUGCAUAUCCUGAUAGGCAAUUAUUUGACUGGGGGAUGAUGCGGGUGCAAUAUCCUUUUAGCAUGUAUGGGAUUGGAGAUUCUUUUGCUAUUGAUGUUGGUGAACGUCAUCGAAGGAAGAGAUACACAGAGAGAAUGUCAAGACUGGAAGAGGAAGAAAAGAACCAGAUUGAGAUGAAAAAGAGGAAAUUUUUUGCAGAAAUUCUCAAUGCUGCUCGUGAGUUUCAGCUACAAACAGCAGCUGUGUUGAAACGACGGAAGCAGAGGAAUGAUGGAGUUCAGGCAUGGCAUGCAAGGGCAAGACAACGCAUUACUCGUGCUGAGAAGUUAAGGUUCCAAGCGCUAAAAGCAGAUGACCAAGAAGCAUACAUGAAAAUGGUAGAAGAGAGCAAGAAUGAGCGGUUGAAAAUGCUUCUUGGAAAAACAAAUGAUCUUCUUGUUCGCCUUGGAGCAGCUGUGCAGAGGCAAAAGGACGCAGAACAUCUUGGUGGGGUCUCGUUAAAAGAAUCUGAGUCUGAUGAUCCUUCGCAAGUCUCUGUCUCCAAGAGUGAAACCCCAGGGGAGCUAGAUGAUGAGAUUGAUGUUGUCAAUACUGAUUCUGCACAAAAUGGAAAGGGUAACGAUUUGCUUGAAGGCCAACGGCAGUACCAUUCCACUGUUCAUGCUAUUCAGGAGAAGGUGACAGAGCAGCCUACUAUGCUUCAGGGUGGAGAGUUAAGGCCUUACCAGUUAGAAGGACUUCAAUGGAUGCUUUCCCUGUUCAACAACAAUCUAAAUGGCAUUCUUGCUGAUGAAAUGGGUCUCGGAAAGACAAUUCAAACCAUAGCUUUGAUUGCUUACUUGAUGGAACACAAGGGUGUCACUGGACCGCACCUGAUAAUUGCUCCAAAAGCAGUAUUACCAAAUUGGUUUAGUGAAUUUUCAACUUGGGCACCAAGUAUUACUACACUAUUAUAUGAUGGGCGCCCAGAAGAGAGGAAGGGAAUAAGAGAAGAGUAUUUCGGAGAAGGGAAAUAUAAUGUUUUGCUCACACACUAUGAUCUGAUAAUGAAAGAUAAAAAGUUCCUGAAGAAAAUUCACUGGCAUUAUAUGAUUGUGGACGAAGGGCAUCGGCUUAAAAACCAUGAAUGUGCUCUUUCACGCACGAUAGUUACAGGCUAUCGUAUUCGUCGUAGACUUCUGUUGACCGGCACCCCAAUACAGAAUAGCUUGCAGGAGCUUUGGUCAUUGCUCAAUUUUCUUCUUCCCCACAUCUUCAAUUCCGUACAAAAUUUUGAGGAAUGGUUUAAUGCACCAUUUGCAUGCGAUGUAUCUCUCAAUGAUGAGGAAGAGCUACUGAUUAUUCGCCGUUUGCAUCAAGUUAUACGGCCCUUUCUUCUGAGAAGGAAAAAGGAUGAAGUUGAAAAGUAUCUUCCUGGGAAAACACAAGUAAUACUUAAAUGCGACAUGUCUGCUUGGCAAAAAGCAUAUUACCAGCAGGUCACUGACUUGGGGAGGGUUGGACUAGAAUCUGGCAUAAAAUCAAAAUCUCUCCAGAAUUUGUCAAUGCAGCUCAGGAAGUGUUGCAAUCAUCCCUACCUAUUUGUAGGAGAAUAUAACAUGUGGCAGAAGGAACAAAUUGUUAGAGCUUCAGGGAAGUUCGAAUUGUUGGAUCGUUUACUUCCAAAGCUCCAAAGAACCGGUCACAGAAUUCUACUUUUCUCCCAAAUGACACGUCUUAUUGAUAUCUUAGAAAUCUACUUACAACUAUAUGAUUUUAAGUACCUUCGACUUGAUGGGUCGACGAAGACCGAAGAGCGAGGGGCAUUGCUUAGACAGUUCAAUGCGCCAGACUCUCCCUAUUUUAUGUUUCUAUUGAGCACACGAGCUGGUGGUCUCGGAUUGAACUUGCAGACUGCAGAUACUGUUAUUAUCUUUGAUAGUGACUGGAACCCUCAAAUGGACCAACAGGCGGAAGAUCGAGCCCAUCGAAUUGGGCAGAAGAAGGAAGUUAGGGUUUUCGUGUUGGUUAGUGUUGGCUCGAUCGAAGAGGAGAUAUUGGAUCGUGCGAAACAGAAGAUGGGUAUUGAUGCAAAGGUCAUCCAGGCUGGGCUGUUUAACACUACCUCCACAGCACAGGACAGGCGAGAGCUGUUGCAAGAGAUCAUGCGGAGAGGAACGAGCGCUCUGGGAGCUGACGUCCCGAGCGAACGUGAGAUUAAUCGUCUGGCGGCACGUAAUGAAGAGGAGUUCUGGCUGUUUGAGAAGAUGGAUGAAGAGAGGCGGCAGAGGGAAAGAUACAGAUCGAGGCUAAUGGAGGAAAACGAAGUGCCCGAAUGGGUAUUCCCAAAAAACACCGAAAAUAAAGCAAAAGAAACCCUAAGCCCAGAUGCCCAAAGCAAUCAAAUUAGCGGAAGGAGGCAGCGUAAGGAGGUGGUAUAUGCUGAUUUAUUGAGUGAUAUCCAGUGGAUGAAGGCUGUGGAGGAAGGGGAGGACUUGUCGAAGCUGGCUGCUAAGGUGAAGAGGAAAGAGCACCCUUCCGACGCGCAUGAAUCUGUCGCUAGCGAGGAGAACAGUGAAAACAUAUCGAGUAAAACUUUGAAAAAGUUACAAGGUGGAGUCGCCGAGAAAGACGACAGUGAAGGCGAAGUAGUAGGCGAGGUUGUUAAUAGUAGCUGGCAAAACAAUAUCGUGACGUGGAAGACUCACAAGAGAAAGCGCUCAAGCCACGGCUACUCCAGUUCAUCGUCGGACGUAAAAGGACGGCAGGGUCUAUAAAGAUAGCCCGAUCUCGCAUUGAAUUUUUUAAGUUAAAGAAAGUCUACUGAAAACUCCUUUUUCUGUAUUGUUUGUUCAUUAUUUUUUCGCUCUGCUCUUACCUGCUUCCUUCUGGAAAGACCAUGUUGUAUUCCUCUUAAAGUGAUAGCUUAUGAGAUGUAAAACCAAUAAUUCUUAGAAAUAUUAGGAAGGUAGGAAAUUAUUAGCAGUUUCACAGCUGGGGUUCAUGCAAGAAGAUUAUGUAGCCUUUAUUUAAUUUUCAGUGUCAUAAAAUUAACAGCUUUAGCUGCUGAUGGAUUGCUUAA